Molecule: messenger RNA, 2191 nt
Organism: Daldinia caldariorum
Lineage: Eukaryota; Fungi; Ascomycota; Sordariomycetes; Xylariales; Hypoxylaceae
Product: Zinc/iron permease
Exons: 4
Coding region: 314-1531 (405 amino acids)
Biological process (GO): zinc ion transport; transmembrane transport
Cellular component (GO): membrane
Molecular function (GO): metal ion transmembrane transporter activity
Source: RefSeq, a predicted model, not a curated record
AAGUCUCUGACACUUUUUUGGGGCUACCGUCGCAAAAAGAUAUUCAAUCAACCUCCAUACUUGUUCCUUCAAUAUCCCAGCCUCAAACUCUUACAAAGUAUCUCUUCAAUUACAAUACACACAUACAAUAUUCUUUUCAAGUAGGAGGGUUAGGUUAUCUUUAUAGAUAACCUCCCUUCCUUAUCUUGAGGAGGUACAGUAUUGUCCUCAACGACGCGCGGAUUCGGCACCUAUUAAUUAUUAUACCAAUGAAUCGGUAACAAGCAAAUCACAAUCCCUUUAGAGGUGCUUCUUCCAAGUGAACGCAGCAACCAUGGCGGGAGCUGGAGUUUUCGUUUUACUUGCCCUAACGGUCGUUAUGGCAUUGGCAUCCUUUCUUGCUGGCGCACUACCAUUAUCCAUGUCCCUGACGCAGUCACAACUUCGAUUGAUUUCAAGUAUUGGCAUAGGAAUCCUCGUUGGCACGUCGCUAAUCGUAAUCAUACCCGAAGGAGUUGAAGCUAUCACCGAUGCUUCCAUACCUGCACAUUCUCAAAACAAGAGAAACUCAUUUGGCCCAGGACACAUUUCUGCAGUUAGGUGGGCAGAGGGAUCAGAUCCUAACUCGGCAGAGAAUAUAGACUUGACCAAGAUCUCUCCCAAGAUAUUUGGCGAUCAGAAUGCGUUAGAUAUAGCAAGAAAAAAUAGCCCAGCCAACUUCGAUUUCAAUUCCAGGGCGCCAGCAGAGGAACCAGAAACUGCACCAGCCGGCCCAGCUAAGCCCAGCACAGGGAGUCAACACACGGAAUCUGGAGCACCCACCUUCUAUAUUGGAUUUUCUCUAAUCCUUGGUUUUGUGCUUAUGUUCCUAAUCGACCGCCUUCCUCGUCAUGCAUCAGAAAACUUCCAGCCGCCACCACCGCCGAGGCACAUUAGUUUGAGCAAUCUUGGUGCAUCAUCUCUCUCCCGCGACGAAGAAGAGUCUGAAGGCUUUUUGGGUUCCCUAACACCUACCCCGAAGCAGUCGAGGAGCUUGGCGACUACUACAGGCCUGGUAAUACAUGCUGCGGCGGAUGGGAUCGCGAUGGGUGCAUCGGCUACUUCGCCAGACACGAAGCUGGGGUUUAUUGUAUUUAUUGCCAUUAUGGUGCAUAAGGCGCCUGCGGCUUUUGGUCUCACUUCGGUCCUUUUGAAACAGGGUCUUUCUAAGCGUGCGGCCCGAGGACACCUCAUCGUGUUUAGCUUAGCCUCUCCAUUUGGAGCUUGGGCUACCUUCAUCUUGGUCAGUUUCCUAGGUGGAGGUGGGGAAGAUGGCUUGAAUCAAUGGUGGACGGGAAUGUUAUUGCUAUUCUCGGCCGGCACGUUCCUUUAUGUUGCGAUGCAUGCUAUGCAAGAAGGAGACUCUCCUGGCGGCCACGAUGUUGGCUCGAUUUCCAAUGGCUACGGAGACGGUGGCCAGCGAAAACAUACACACCCGCAGAUGCGGGAGACGUUAGCAACGGUAGUUGGCAUGUUUUUACCUCUCCUUACACAAUUUGGUCACCACCACUGAAGGCAUUUACUACCUAAGGCACCUUUUUUUUUACCCUUUUAAAAUUUGCGUUUCUAUCAAGCUAUAGAGGGAGUUAGGAUCUCGAAAAAUGAAUGGCCGACACGUCCAAGUUAAAAUUGAUGACGUGGGUAGCCCAUAUCCCACCUACCUACCUCCUGUCUGGAGUGGGAACAUGUAUUAAAAUCUCAGAACUGGCGUUCAAUCUCAAUAAGGUCUUAUAUGAGGGUUGCAGAAUCCGACGAGCUGGUUGUACAACAUAUACCCAUUGAUUGUAAAUAGACCACUUUGUCGUUUAACCUGAGAUGCACACAAAAGCAGAUUUAUUUUGCUCAUCAUUCAUCAUGAGCAGCCGGUUUACGGGACUGGGCGAUGGGAUUGUAUAAUAUAACAUUUUUACUUGAUAUUUUUCUUGCUGGCAUACGCAAUAGCUGCCCGAAUUUGAAGCCUGGUAGUAUUGUCAUAAUUCGACUUAACAUUGGUGUUAUCAUAAGAAUCUUAGAAGCGCUAUGAGACUAUGCUGGGUAUAAUUUGAUGUUUUCAGUACUUAUCUUAAGCCAUGCAUCUAAAUAAGUUAUCAAUGGUACCUAUUUGAUGAGUUCUUACCCGUCUAAACCACCCAUUAUGUAUGUUACUGAUAAAUGACAAUGGCAACUGGUCUUU